AACAUCUUACACACGUUUUGCAUUGUUCUUUUUCCAGGUUAAAGAACUCGUCCUUGACAACUGUAGGUCAUGCGAAGGCAAAAUCGAAGGCCUUACAGAUGAGUUUGAGGAGCUGGAAUUCUUGAGUACAAUCAACGUAGGCUUAGCCUCAGUUGCAAACUUACCAAAGUUAAACAAACUUAAGAAGCUUGAGCUAAGCGACAACAGAAUCUCAGGAGGACUGGAAGUGUUGGCAGAGAAGUGUCCGAACCUCACGUAUCUAAAUCUAAGCGGCAACAAACUAAAAGAUCUCGGUACAAUAGAACCUCUGAAAAAGUUAGAAAACCUGAAGAGUCUAGAUCUUUUCAACUGCGAGGUAACCAACUUGAACAACUACAGAGAAAAUGUGUUCAAGCUUCUCCCACAACUCACAUACCUCGAUGGCUACGAUCGGGAUGACAAGGAGGCCCCAGACUCUGAUGCAGAGGGCUACGUGGAGGGCUUGGAUGAUGAGGAGGAGGAUGAAGAUGUGAAAGAUUGGGAUGACAAAGAAGCCCCGGACUCUGACGCAGAGGGCUACGUGGAGGGCCUAGACGACGAGGAGGAAGAUGAAGAUGAAGAGGAGUAUGAUGAUGAUGCUCAGGUAGUAGAAGAUGAAGAAGACGAGGAGGAAGAGGAGGAAGGAGAAGAGGAGGAUGUGAGUGGAGAGGAAGAGGAGGAUGAAGAAGGCUACAACGAUGGCGAGGUCGACGACGACGAAGACGAAGAAGAGCCCGAUGAAGAGCGGGGACAGAAGAGAAAACGAGAACCCGAAGACGAAGGGGAUGAAGAUGACUAAACUGAAUAACCUAUUUUGAAAAUUUCCUAUUGUGAUUUGACUGUUUUUACCCUGUAUUUCCCCUCCCCACACCCCAACCUUUUUUUUUUUUUUUCUUCCCCCCCCCUUUUCUUUUUCCUCCUGAUUGUAAUGUUGCUGUGGGAACGAGAGGGAGAAGCAGACUGGGUGGGCAAGGGAAUAAAAUACUAUUUUUACUGCC
Chaetura pelagica (chimney swift) is the source of this 1016-nucleotide messenger RNA. It is a transcript of the gene ANP32A, whose product is annotated as acidic (leucine-rich) nuclear phosphoprotein 32 family, member A. The annotation marks the transcript as partial. Gene Ontology annotation, molecular function: histone binding. Gene Ontology annotation, cellular component: perinuclear region of cytoplasm; nucleus. Gene Ontology annotation, biological process: nucleocytoplasmic transport; regulation of apoptotic process. The record is from RefSeq and is a predicted model, not a curated record. The transcript is spliced from 7 exons. NCBI's taxonomy places the organism in Eukaryota, Metazoa, Chordata, Aves, Apodiformes, Apodidae.